Messenger RNA from Debaryomyces fabryi, 885 nucleotides. Its product is annotated as arylformamidase. Lineage: Eukaryota; Fungi; Ascomycota; Pichiomycetes; Serinales; Debaryomycetaceae. The record is from RefSeq and is a predicted model, not a curated record. Gene Ontology annotation, molecular function: arylformamidase activity. The transcript has a single exon. Bases 1 to 885 code for a protein of 294 amino acids.
AUGAAAGAAGGCAUAGUAAACUACGGUGAUCAUCCAUUGAAGCAGUUGAAGCUUUACCAGCUCGACGAAUCGAACGAGGAGACUCUUUUACUUAUUCAUGGGGGGGCAUGGAGAGAUCCAAACAAUACAUAUAACGACUUCGAAGAUAUGAUCGGCCAUAUACAAAAGAACCAGUAUUCGGCCAAAUAUAAUCUAGUCGCCAUGAAUUAUAGAUUGUCGCCAGAAGUUAAGCAUCCUUAUCAUUUAUGGGACGUAUUAGAGGGCCUACAAUUUUUGGUGCAAAAUUACAAUAUCCGUAAAAUUCUGAUUGCAGGUCAUUCAGUAGGUGCUACGUUAAUGUUGCAAUUACUAGACUACAACAAGGUCCUCGACUCUGGUUUCCGGAAACUCCAAGAUGAUUUAAAAGACGACAAAGCUUCGGCAAUAAGAGAAGGAGUAGAUUUGAAUGUCCCACUGGAAAAAGAACGAACCUUAUUGAACGAGACGAUGGAAAACUUGCAAUUGAAAACGUUUUGCUUUAUUGAUGGGAUCUACGAUGUUGUUCAAUUAGUAGACGAAUAUGGGAGCCCUUACGAAAGUUUUAUAAACGAUGCAUUUUCAUCUCCUGAGCAGUACUCAGAAGCCACCCAAUUAUCAUCCACAACAAUAGACGUAAGAAGCCCAUUCAGCUUCAAUAUACUUCUGGAGAAUGUUUUAAAAGAAUUGAAACUAGUAGUUCUUCAGUCUAAUCAAGAUGAACUUCUUUCGAUGAGACAGACCAAUUUAUUUAUUGAGUAUUUGACUCAGAAGAAUCUAAUUUUCAGAUCCGUUGUAGGUGAAUGGGGAGAACAUGAACAAGUAUAUAGACAUGAAGAUGUAGCUAAGAUAGUAUUAGAUAGUAUAUAA